Oncorhynchus nerka (sockeye salmon) is the source of this 5304-nucleotide messenger RNA. It is a transcript of the gene guca1c, whose product is annotated as guanylate cyclase activator 1C. The transcript is spliced from 4 exons. Lineage: Eukaryota; Metazoa; Chordata; Actinopteri; Salmoniformes; Salmonidae. The record is from RefSeq and is a predicted model, not a curated record. Bases 138 to 713 code for a protein of 191 amino acids. Gene Ontology annotation, molecular function: calcium sensitive guanylate cyclase activator activity; calcium ion binding.
GUCAGUUGCAGUGUUGUUCUCCACUACGCCUCACCUCCCUCCGGCUCCGCUCUGUGCAGGCAGGCCCCAGACCCCAAGGCCCACACCACACCUCUCUCCUAGGCAGAAGCAGAACGUGUCUGUAGGAAUAAGAAAGUAUGGGCGCCUACGAGUCCAACCUGGACGAUAUCCUGGCAGAGGACAUGCACCACUGGUACAACAAGUUUAUGAAAGAGUCUCCUUCGGGACUCAUCACGUUGUUUGAGCUGAAGACGAUGUUGGAGAUGCAGGGGAUGACAGAAGAAGCUAGCAGCUACGUGGACCAGGUCUUCUUUACCUUCGACAUGGACGGGGAUGGAUAUAUAGACUUCGUAGAGUACAUAGCAGCAGUCAGUCUGAUGCUGAAAGGAGAAAUCAACCAGAAACUGAAAUGGUAUUUCAAACUUUUCGAUCAGGACGGAAACGGCAAGAUUGACCAAGAUGAAAUGGGGACAAUAUUCAAGGCUAUCCAGGACAUCACCAGAUGUUAUGACCCUCCUACGGAGGAGAUUGUGACCCUCAUCUAUGAGAAGGUUGACAUAAAUAACGAAGGUGAGUUGACUCUGGAGGAGUUUAUCGAAGGAGCCAGGGACCACCAAGACAUCAUGGAGAUGUUGGGAAAGAUGAUGGACCUCACCAACGUUCUAAAGAUCAUUGUCAACGGACAGAAAAAGCAGGUCAAAUCACCCGAAUGAGGAUGACGUCACUUCCUGUUGCACUUCCUGUUUGAUGGACUCAGAAUUUAGGUUGUUGAGAAAGAAUAGGAUUGUUUUGGGACGGAAAGCAAUUAUAGUGGAAUGUUUAAUAUAUAAUAUAUGGAGGAAAUGUAUAAAAGAACAAACGACGAACUUGAGCAUCUUGAUGAGAAGGUGAAUAUACCACAUGAAUGGGAGGGGAGCCAUGUCCCAAAUCUCCAUCGACCAAGAAGACUGAGUUGAUGUAAGGACAAUGGAACCAUGCCAGGAGGUCAUGUGACCCGUCUUGCCUACUCUAUGUUCUCUAUUUCUACAUCCCGAUUGUCUUUUCACCCUUUUCCCAAAGUCCCAUCAUAGAUUUAACCACGGUGGAAACCCUCUAGGCAAUGAUUACACCAAUUAAAUACUUUGAGAUCAAAUGACAGGAAGUGUGGAAGUGCAAGUGUAGAGAAUUGGGAUGCAGCCUAUAUGUUCUCUCUGUGUGUAUUACUUGAGUAUCCUCCUCCUCUCACUGUCACCACGGCUCUCUCUAGUCCUCCUUCUCCUGCUCCUAGUCUCACAGUCACCACAGCUCUCUCUAGUCCUCCUUCUCCUGCUCCUAGUCUCACAGUCACCACAGCUCUCUCUGGUCCUCCUCCUGCUCUCACAGUCACCACAGCUUUCUCUAGUACUCCUCCUCUCACUGUCACCACAGCUCUCUCUAGUCCUCCUUCUCCCCUCACAGUCACCACAGCGCUCUCUAGUCCUCCUCCUGCACUGUCACCACAGCUCUCUCUAGUCCUCCUCAUCUCAGUCACCACAGCUUUCUCUAGUCCUCCUCCUGCUCUCACAGUCACCACAGCUCUCUUUAGUCCUCCUCAUCUCAGUCACCACAGCUCUCUCUAGUCCUCCUAAUCUCAGUCACCACAGUUUUCUCUAGUACUCCUGCUCUCACAGUCACCACAGCUCUCUCUAGUCCUCCUCAUCUCAGUCACCACAGCUCUAUCUAUUCCUCCUCAUCUCAGUCACCACAGCUCUCUCUAGUACUCCUGCUCUCUCAGUCACCACAGCUCUCUCUAGUCCUCCUCAUCUCAGUCACCACAGCUUUCUCUAGAACUCCUGCUCUCACAGUCACCACAUCUCUCUCUAGUCUUCCUCCUGCACUGUCACCACAGCUCUCUCUAGUCCUCCUCCUGCUCUCACAGUCACCACAGCUCUCCUUAGUCCUCCUCAUCUCAGUCACCACAGCUUUCUCUAGUACUCCUCCUCUCACAGUCACCACAUCUCUCUCUAGUCUUCCUCCUGCACUGUCACCACAGCUCUCUCUAGUCCUCCUCCUGCUCUCACAGUCACCACAGCUCUCUCUAGUCCUCCUCUUGCUCUGUCACCACAGCUCUCUCUAGUCCUACUCCUGCUCUCACAGUCACCACAGCUCUCUCUAGUCCUCCUCAUGCCUUCAGUCACCACAGCUCUCUUUAGUCCUCCUCCUCUCAGUCACCACAGCUCUCUCUAGUCCUCCUCCUGAUCCUCCUCUCAGUCACCACAGCUCUCUCUAGUCCUCCUCCUGCUCUCACAGUCACCACAGCUCUCUCUAGUCCUCCUCCUGCUCUCACAGUCACCACAGCUCUCUUUAGUCCUCCUCCUCUCAGUCACCACAGCUCUCUCUAGUCCUCCUCCUGAUCCUCCUCUCACAGUCACCACAGCUCUCUCUAGUCCUCCCCCUCCUCUCACAGUCACCACAGCUCUCUCUAGUCCUCCUGAUCCUCCUCUCAUAGUCACCCCAGCUCUCUCUAGUCCUCCUCCUGCUCUCACAGUCACCACAGCUCUCUCUAGUCCUCCUCCUGCUCUCAGUCACCACAGCUCUCUCUAGUCCUCCUCCUGCUCUGUCACCACAGCUCUCUCUAGUCCUCCUGCUCUCACAGUCACCACAGCUCUCUCUAGUCCUCCUCAUGCUCUCAGUCACCACAGCUCUCUCUAGUCCUCCUCCUCUCAGUCACCACAGCUCUCUCUAGUCCUCCUCCCUGAUCCUCCUCUCAUAGUCACCCCAGCUCUCUCUAGUCCUCCUCCUGCUCUCACAGUCACCACAGCUCUCUUUAGUCCUCCUCCUCUCAGUCACCACAGCUCUCUCUAGUCCUCCUCCUGAUCCUGCUCUCACAGUCACCACAGCUAUCUCUAGUCCUCCCCCUGAUCCUGCUCUCACAGUCACCACAGCUCUCUCUAGUCCUCCCCCUCCUCUCACAGUCACCACAGCUCUCUUUAGUCCUCCUCUUCUCAGUCACCACAGCUCUCUCUAGUCCUCCUCCUGAUCCUCCUCUCAUAGUCACCCCAGCUCUCUCUAGUCCUCCUCCUGCUCUCACAGUCACCACAGCUCUCUCUAGUCCUCCUCCUGAUCUGUCACCACAGCUCUCUCUAGUCCUCCUCCUGCUCUGUCACCACAGCUCUCUCUAGUCCUCCUGCUCUCACAGUCACCACAGCUCUCUCUAGUCCUCCUCAUGCUCUCAGUCACCACAGCUCUCUCUAGUCCUCCCCCUCCUCUCACAGUCACCACAGCUCUCUCUAGUCCUCCUGAUCCUCCUCUCAUAGUCACCCCAGCUCUCUCUAGUCCUCAUCCUGCUCUCACAGUCACCACAGCUCUCUCUAAUCCUCCUCCUCCUCUAACAGUCACCACAGCUCUCUCUAAUCCUCCCCCUCCUCUCACAGUCACCACAGCUCUCUCUAGUCCUCCUGCUCCUGCUCUCACAGUCACCACAGCUCUCUUUAGUCCUCCUCCAUCUCUCACAGUCACCACAGUUCUCUCUAGUCCUCCUCAUCUCAAUCACCACAGCUCUCUCUAAUCCUCCUCUAACAGUCACCACAGCUCUCUCUAGUCUUCCUCCUGCUCUCACAGUCACCACAGCUCUCUAGUCCUCCUCCAUCUCUCACAGUCACCACAGUUCUCUCUAGUCCUCCUCAUCUCAAUCACCACAGCUCUCUCUAAUCCUCCUGCUCCUCUAACAGUCACCACAGCUCUCUCUCUAGUCUUCCUCCUGCUCUCACAGUCACCACAGUUCUCUCUAGUCCUCCUCAUCUCAAUCACCACAGCUCUCUCUAAUCCUCCUCCUCCUCUAACAGUCACCACAGCUCUCUCUAAUCCUCCUCCUCCUCUAACAGUCACCACAGCUCUCUCUAGUCUUCCUCCUGCUCUCACAGUCACCACAGCUCUCUCUAGUCUUCCUCCUGCUCUCACAGUCACCACAGCUCUCUCUAGUCCUCCUCCUCCUGCUCCUCCUCUAACAGUCCCCACAGCUCUCUCUAGUCUUCCUCCUGCUCUCACAGUCACCACAGCUCUCUCUAGUCCUCCUCCUGAUCCUCCUCUCUCAGUCACCACAGCUCUCUCUAGUCCUCCUCCUCUAACAGUCACCACAGCUCUCGCUAGUCUUCGUCCUGCUCUCACAGUCACCACAGCUCUCUUUAGUCCUCCUCCUGCUCUCACGAUCGCCACAGCUCUCUUUAGUCCUCCUCCUCUCAGUCACCACAGCUCUCUUUAGUCCUCCUCACAGUCACCACAGCUCUCUUUAGUCCUCCUCCUCUCAGUCACCACAGCUCUCUCUAAUCCUCCUAUGUAACGGUCUUAAAACACACUUUGUCACCAACUGAUACAUUGUUCUUAGAGGUCUUUUAAGAGAGGAUGUAUAAGUGCUGUUGUCAGAAGCAAGCCCUUAUACCAUAAACAGACGGGUAUUGAACUUUAGGGGCGUUCUCUGGCUGGUGACUAGGAUUCUAUGCAUUCCUAUUUGUAUUCAGGCUAAAAUAUUUAAAGAAACUGAAUAUAUGUAUUGUAUAUCCUCUUAUUCUAAAUAAAUGGAAUGGAUUUGUUGUUUUUCAAAACAAUUAUGGAACGUUAUAGAUAUUUAUAAUCAUAAGCAAAUGUUUGAGAAAAAAUAUAUUUUCACAAAGUAAAAACGUCCAGGUUUCUGAGUCACUAAAAAUGUUUCAUAGUGUGUUUUAGACUGGAUGUUGAAAGUGACCCUACAUUCGAAAUGCACACGUGUCCCUUGGGUUGGGACUGAUCUCAACAUUAGACUACUUUUGGGGUUCUGAAAACCCAACCCUUCUUUUGUGUUGUUUUUGUACCAUCAUCAUUGAAAUGCAAGAGAAAUUCUAUAAUGUAUAUUUCAGCCCAGGUGCAAUAUGCAUUUUGGCCACUAGAUGACAGCAAUGUAUGUGCAAGGUUUAAGACUGAUUCAAUGAGCCAUUGCAUUUCUGUUCAAAAUGUUGUAUCGAGACUGCCCAAAUAUGCCUAAUUUGUUUGUUAAUAACUUUUUAUGUUCAAAAUUGUGCACUCUCUUCUCCUUUCACUGUAAUAGCUACUGUAAAUUGGACAGUGAAGUUAGAUUAACAAGAAUUUAAGCUUUCUGACAAUAUCAGAUAUGUCUAUGUCCUGGGAUUUUUUUUUGAGACUUACAACCUCGCAUUAGCCUACGUUAGCUCAACCGUCCCGUGGAAGGGGACACUGAUCCCGAAUAAAUUUUGAAACAUGUUUUUUGGGGUUGCCUUAACAAUUUUAUCAAUACAGUCAUUCUGAAUAAACAUACCGAUUUCCUGUUGAUUAAAUAAAGGAAGUGGUUCAACA